AUGUUUGUAGAAGAACAUUAUGGGUUGAAAUCACGAGUUAGUGAAGCCAGUUUUGGAAACUACAUAUUUGGUAUUUACAAAAGCAUGGAAUUGUUAAGGAAAACGUUACAGAAGUUACGUAUAUUUUUUGGUUCUAACGAAAUGCCUGCAGACAUUGGCGAUACAGAAAGCGAAAAACAGGUAAUUUUGAAGUUUAUCAUUCAGAGCGUCAAAAAACAGGUACCUUUAGAUGAUGUAUUUAAAAAAAUUGAGUGUAGAUAUGACAACCCAUUGAGUGCUAAAGAACAAACGUUUAUUGAACGCACGUACAUAGAGAAUGUUUUCCAAGAAUUUUUAAAUGAAAGCUUAUUUCACCUGAAAAAAAAUAUCAAGGAUGUACGCUGCAAUUUAAACAGCCUUUUAGAUGACUUUAAACAAGAAAACAAAAUCCCAAAGAAUUUUCAUGAAGUAAAACAUUUUGAAAUGCUAAGCAACCAUUGUUUGAAAUUAUCGACCCAGGAACGCAAAAAGUUUUGGAAAACUUUAAAAAGCGAAUGCUUUAAGUUACUUGAAGGGGAAAUUCGGUCAUUAAAUGCGGAAAUUGACUUAGUUAAUGAAACAAAGCACGCUUUAAGAAACGUCUUUGUCCACAGUUUGGAAAAUGAAGAUGCAAUGAAAGAAUGUUUGAAGUUACUAGAAACUUUUAAGGGAGAUGACCUGAACUCAAAGCUACAUAGUUUUAUAGAUCAUUUGAAAAAGACGUCAACGCGUGGUUUGGAAGCAUUGAAAAGAAAAGUUCUAUCCAUGAGUACUGAAGGUAUUAAUUUUAUUUUUGCGCCUGAAGAACUAGACAGGAUGUUUAAACAAUUCCACACCAAAUAUAAGAGAAAAGUAAGCAAGGACAAUAAUGGCCUGAUUUUGGAAAUAGAUGGUUAUUUUAUGAAGCUAUCAGAUAUCCAGAACGAAAUGGAUACAACCGGAGUUUAUGAGAUACGAAUAAUUGGGAAAGAGAUUAUUUGUAUCGACAAAGAUCUGAGACUUCCCGGGAUAAACCUGGUUAUAGUUAGUCCUAAAGUACUUGUCUUCGGUGAGCGCACACUUGAUACCUCAGGUGUUGAUGGCGUGAAACAUGAAUCUACCAAAGCUAGGAGCGGUCAAAGGAAAGGUGAAGAUGGUGAUGCUGGAGAAACAGGAGGUAGUGGUCAAGCAGGGGGAAACGUUUUCGUCUACUUAACGGAAUUUGUAAAUGAUGAUCAAUUGACGAUAAAAGGAAAUGGAGGAAUGGGCCAGAGUGGACAAGAUGGUGGAAAUGGGGUAAAUGGUGUUGACGGUGAAGAUGGUUAUGAGAUGAGCAGGUCAGAAUUCAAUAAGAGUUAUCCUCCAACUACGAAUGUAGGUGAUUUUUAUGCCCUAACAUACGAACAUGGUUUCUACCGUGACGAAAGGACGGAUACACACGGGAGGGUUAUUUAUAGUAGUUAUAGGGAACCACAAAAAUUUUGGAAUACUCUUGGUGCCGUUUUCGGAUACGCCCUAUGGCAAGGAUACUGUAUACAUUAUGGUGGAAAAGGGACGAGAGGAGGGCGUGGUGGUAUGGGUGGCAAGGGUGGUCGAGCAGGGAGCGGAGGAAGUGGCGGAACUAUAGAAAUAAUGUAUGAGGGACACAAGGUAAACAUCGAGGCAAAAAAAGGUCGUGAUGGGGAAAAUGGUAAAGAUGGAGUAGGGGGGAAAGGAGGGUACAAUGGCAGGAGAGGGUUAGACAUUGGGCGAGUUGAGCCGAGUCAGUACAGAACAAUACGUACGUACGGUCCGGCAAGGUUGUCGUUAGAUUUUAUGUCGAAAAAUACCUCGGAUAACGCUUAUUGCGAUAAUGAGUCAAGAAGAUGUGGUUCCAAUAGAUAUGCGACAAUAAGAGAGUUGACGAGAGAAAGGGGAAGACGCGAAAGGUGUGAAGGGCAGAGAAACCAAAAAAACGUGAAAAGAAGUAACGCAGUACGUAACGUAAGACAAGAUUACAGAGCCGUACCUAUUUCCAGGGAAAAUAUUAUCCAGGUAUACCAAAGUGUGGUAGAAAGCAAAGUCAUGGAAAUCUAUCAUGCUGAGACAAAAAUGGAAGGGAUAUGUCAAGAUAUUAAAGAGUACAAGAAUCUGAAAUCAUCAUCUGUGUGUUUUAAGCAAUCAAAGGCCAUUCAAGCAAAGAAUAUCAAAAAAAUAAUGGAUUGUUAUCAGCGUCUUCCAACUAAGCCAUUGUUUUCGUGUAUUAGCGAGAUAAGUGAAAAUCUUACUGCAGUAAUUAAUGACGAAAAAAGGAGUUCCGAAAGUAAUGUAACAUAUCCUAUUAAAGCAAUAAUCAAUACACUAUCCGAUCGUCCAGUUGAUGAACCAGAACAACUGGUAGUAAUUCGUAAGGAAUGUCUUAACCAUUCUGAGCAAUUGCUUAAGAGAUUUGGCCAUCAUACUGAUAAAACAGGUGUUACUGCGCAGCUAAAAAAGUUAGGCGAUAUUUCGAUUGAUAAAUAUAAAUUUUCUUGCUUUGAGGCCAUGGUAAAGAAAAUCAGAGAAAUUGAAGAAAUUCAGUAUAUGCGCAGCAAGAAAAAAUGUCGAAUUAAAGUAAUGUUCCUGGUUAAAAUGAGGCUAACUCACUCCUGUUGUGAUAUUGUAAAAGAUAUAAUGUCUUUGUCGUCCAUAGAUGACAUUUCAAGCUUUUCGGAGAGGGUUUUGCAAAGUAUUUACAUUGAUAUUGCUGGAAUAUGCAAAACUAUUAACGAUAUGGAAGAUUUAAAAUACAAUGUGGGAAUUGACAGGAAUUCUUCAGAAGAAGAUGAUGAUGAAGUCGUCACGGAUGUCGACAAAGAAGAUACGGAAAAAGACUGGGAAAGUGAUGAUGAUGAUGAUGAUGAUGAUGAUGAUGAUGAUGAUGAUGAUGAUGAUGAUGAUGAUGAUGAUGAUGAUGAUGAUGAUGAUGAUGAUGAUGAUGAUGAUGAUGAUGAUGAUGAUGAUGAUGAUGAUGAUGAUGAUGAUGAUGAUGAUGAUGAACGUGAGAAACAAUGA
Messenger RNA from Paramuricea clavata, 3030 nucleotides. The record is from the annotation of a GenBank genome assembly. Lineage: Eukaryota; Metazoa; Cnidaria; Anthozoa; Malacalcyonacea; Plexauridae.